This is a messenger RNA of Heterobilharzia americana, 3776 nucleotides long. The record is from the annotation of a GenBank genome assembly. Lineage: Eukaryota; Metazoa; Platyhelminthes; Trematoda; Strigeidida; Schistosomatidae.
AUUGGUCUUUGUGAGCGUAAUCAUUGUUGCAUAUAUUGGACGCCACAGUAUCCCUUACUUUCGACCAACAAUUCCUCAGGUCGUCUUCUAUUUGUUUACAGCCUAUUGCCUUUGUGUACACUUCAAUUUACUCCAGAAUUUAGAAAGAUCACUUUGCUUUAUUUUGAGUUAUCUUCAGUCGCUCCAGCUGAUAUAUAUUUUCAUACUUUGAUUUCAAUUUGCAUCAAUUGUCACAUCCUGUGAAUAAAAAAAUCAUGGCUAAAGUCUUCAGUCAACACCAACCAUCAUUCUCUUCCCAAAUGACGCAUUCCAAUAACAGCGGCUGUGCUGCACCUUUUUAUACUAGCAGAUCCAGAUUUGGCUUUCCCAGGGCAUCUAAACGUAGCAUCUCUCAAUACAAACGGUAUCCUAGCCGCGUACGGAGGGCUCAAAAAUGUGAUUCAUCACUAGUUGUGUACAGUGGGAGUGAUUCCCAGUCACCUAACAUUAUAAUAAAUGAUACAGUUGAUGUGAGGCAACCGGUUCACCAAUUGUCUUUAAAGGAAUAUCCCUUCUGCAUGCUUUCGGACUAUAAGCGCCCGCGUCCAGAGCACUGUUGUCAACCAAGUGAGAAGUUGGACGAUAUCUCAGCGUCUGCUCCAGCAGCAUGUUUUCUUCGUCAAAAGUGUUUAAUUCUCAGAAAUGGUCAUCGCUUCGAAGUUUCCAAGAUGUGUCAUACACGUAUGUUUUGCAAACUGUCACUAUUCAACAAUGAUCGUCUGCAAGAUCUGCUUUCUAAAGAGUAUACUUAUCAACCAAACAAUGCCUUCCUCUACUACGUGAAUCCAGAAGUAGAUGAUAAAGUAGACGCUGUUCUCCGGAAUGAAGCAGUGAGCAAUCUCCGCUUUAUGCACAAUUCAUUCUUCAAUCUGUCUACAGAAACAUUUUGCAAAGCUGUCAAUCUGAUCGAUCGUUUCAUUGUUAAAGUUAAGGUCAAGCCUAAAUACAUGGCUUGUGUAGCUGCUGCCUCGUAUUGUGCCGUAUGCAAAUUGAACAGUUCAAAUAACAAGGAUGCUAUAUUACCCGAUCCAGAAACACUAGUACAUGUUACUCGUUGUGGUGGUAACGCUGCUGAUUUACUGCGUAUGGAGGAAAUCCUUGCCUCCAAGUUGUCGCAUGAUCUUGAUGGCGUGAAUUCAUUCGAUUUUUUGCAACUUUUCAUUGAUUGCGUCACCAAAUCUCCUAAAGAUAGUGAAUAUGAAUCGAUUGAUAGUGUGACAAGUAUGGACAGUUAUACACCUCGGUCAGAUGAUGAAGAGAACUCCUCUGAAGAAAAAGAUACAGAGACAAAUAUGCCAGCCUCAGGUGUACAAAAAUCAGAUGAGCUGAAAAAGGACACUGUAACAACUCUUCAGAAGGAUAUUACUCGUGGAAGCUUCUUGUACAAACGUUUAGGAGCACUUAUGGAGAUUGCUUUGUGUUCCCUAGAAGUGUAUCGCUUUCGUCCUGCUUGUUUGGCACUCGGGAUAUUGGCUCAAAUCGGCAUAGAAGGCCUUCUACCACUAGCAGAUCUAUGCGGAGUUGAUUGGUUUGAUGUGUGGGAAUGUGCUAACCUUGUCGGUCAACUGUAUGAAUUAUAUUACCAUGAUCCUCUGCCACCUAAUCGCAGGCGACCUGGUUUACCUGUAACCAGACGUAAUUUUCGUGUUGGUUAUUCCAGUCCUACACCAUUAGAUACUAUCUCUGAAGAUUAUGAACCGGUUGAAGAAGAUGAAUGGUUGCUUCCACUGCUGUUCGAACCCUGAUCAAAUUCCACAUAUGUUUAGUUUAUUUGUUGAGAUCUCUCGCGACAGCUGUUGUACAACACCACUGUAGUAGUAAUUUCUCGCCCUUUAUCUGUUUGAAAAUUCAACCUUUUUCAGCAAAUACUACUUACUCAUACAAAUCCACUGAACUCAAGAAAUCAAUAUUUUUAUUUAAUGAUAAUAAUAAUAAUAAUAACAACAACAAAAAUAUCCUUUUUGUGACAGGAGAUCAGAAAAGGAACAUGUUUAACCCCGGUGUUAAGAAGAAUCUAUUUGAAAAUACUGCAUAAUGAUAGGCAACUAAUCGGCUUUCAGAAGAGUGUUCAGUCAUAACUAUCCCCCCAUACCCCCGUCCUAUAUAUUUGUUAUGGUCACCGUUACCUUCUCCUCUGCUUCAUCAUCGUCAUUACAUACAUAAUAAGUAAGCGUUAUGCUGCUUAUCCAACAACAAAAAAUAUUGGUUAAUAUAAAUUUUGCAAAACUCCCUACAAAUCCUUAGUCUACCAUGAAAAGUGUUUGAGAAUUGUUCUCCACUUUCUUAAUUUAAUUUUCUUUUUAUACUACUAUUAUUAUCAUAUAUACAGUCUAUCAUGUGGUGACUCAUAUGCGUUGUAGAGGGAGGGGAAGGCGGUGGUAUGUUGUCAUCUCAGGGAUUGUUUGGUCCUUUCUUUUCUCUUUCCCCACCUCCCAGUCUUAUACAACUCUACGGUUUCUUCACCCCAUCUUUCAAUCAGAUAUGCGUGUGUUUUUAUAUACCUACCAACUUUCGUUUCUGCAUGAUUGUCCGUGGACGUCUGUGUUGUUUAUCUUCUAUCCACGUUGGUAGUUUCACAGGGACUGGAGAAAUCUGGUUCUGAAUACUACCAUCAUCAUCAUAUCGUGCGAUAUAUGUGUAUCUAUAUAUCAGUCUCUUUUUUGUAUGUACACCAGCGCAGCUAUUCAACUUCUCUAGUUGAGUUGUUUACUUCAUUCAACUUUUUCUUGUCAUUUUCCUCGGAAAGUAUAUGUGUAUAGCCGUUAUCUGGUUCUUGUCGCUGCAUUUUGGCUCUGUGCAACAGUGUGUCUUUACACCUGUGUUAUAUUCAAACAAAAGUGAUGACCAGUAGUUCAACUCACAUUCUUUCUACCGCACACGGUGUACUGUGUCGGUAAUGAUCAAAUCAAGCUGACACACAAGUAGUUGUAUUUGUAUGCCGUCCCCAUAUGUUGUGAUUAUUAUUAUUAUUGUUCUUUUUGUUUCUUUUAUUGUACGUGUGUGUAUGUGUCUGUGUACACACAGUUUUCCAAGUCAUGCAUCUAUACUUUCAUAUGCUUUCUUUUGUAUAUUCUCUACGCAGAUCAAGACGUUGUUCAGUGAAUUAUAAAUAUAUUAUAUUGCCCUUGUAGUAGAGCAUUCUUUAAAAGACAAUAUGCAUUUCUUAUCCAUUCACGCUUCUUUAAGGUCUUUCCGUAUGUGUGUGUGUUCAGUCAGCUUUCUGAACAGAUAUGUCUUCGUUACUACAUGUGUAUCUGUUAGCUGGCUGUACACAUUAUAUGUACUCCUUUUGAAACACCAGUGCGUUCAAAGGUUUCUUAGACAGUCAAUCAGUGAACUGUUUGUUACAUUCACGUAAUAUACACAUCACUUCAUGUUGCUUUGGUCACUUGCUUUUCUGCCUCACUUUUUAGAAGAAAUAAACUUUUUUCUAAGUUAAUUUUUCGAAGGGGGUAUUUCAUUCUCUUACAGUAACAGUAACACUUUUCCACAUCUAUCUAUCUGUCAUAUAACUGUGUUGCAGGUUCCUCUUGAUUUUCAUUUUUCUAGUUGUUUUGGUCGUUAUUUGUUUGUUUAUUUUUUUUCUCUUUUUGCUUUGAAGGUGUUUCCUUCGUCAUUCAUGUGUCCAUUGAGAGGGGUUUGUCUCUGUUUAUCUUGUUAAGUGAGUAGUAUUCGGAGGUGUUAUAACAUGUUAACGUUUGUUUUCACGAAAUAGAAAAGUAUAUCUGAUAUUCAUG